Brenthis ino (lesser marbled fritillary) is the source of this 1305-nucleotide messenger RNA. NCBI's taxonomy places the organism in Eukaryota, Metazoa, Arthropoda, Insecta, Lepidoptera, Nymphalidae. The record is from the annotation of a GenBank genome assembly.
AUGUUUUGCUGUAAAGAACUUAAAUUACUCUACGCUACUGUUGUUCUAUUACUUGAAGCGGAAUUAUUAGUGAACACAGGUGCUAUGGAGUCGAAAAGGUCUUCCAUUUUGGUCGCGCAAAACUCUGACGAUUUAAAAUCCUUAGAAUUGUGCACGACAAGAAAUCAACAAAGAUUGGGCAGUGUUUUUGGUAACUUCACUCGUCAUCAUAAGAAAGGUCAUAGAAGAAGAACGACAACAACAUCGUCAACCCAAACAACAAUAAUUUAUACUACAACUGACAAUGAUCCAGAAUCCACUGAAUCUUUCACUACCAGUGCCUAUAAUAUUAGCACUACAUAUCCUAAACUACCUAAACCCCUACAUUUAUCAUUUAAAUUAAAUAAAAACUUGAGUGAUGAUGUACAUAAUAUAGAUAUAGAAGCAGCUAGAGAAUUAAGCCAUGAGAGACAUCAUACAAAACAUCAUGAGAGAUUACAAGAAGAGGUUAUAUCAGAAUUAGAUGAAUCUUCACUAUCUAAGUCCUUAAAUAAAGUUAAGAAAAUGUACAGAGAUUCAACUGCUUCAGCAGUUAAUAAGUUAAGUGGGAAAGGUAUUAAAAAUGGUAUUUUUUUGACUGACAAUUGUACCACUGUUAUAGCUCAAAUAGGGACGACGGCAAUACUACAUUGUGAAGUUAGUGACAUUACAGAAAAUACGGUGACGUGGAUAAGGCGGAAAGAUUACUCGCUGCUAUCAGUGGGCCUCGUUACUUAUAGUGCAGACAGCAGGUUCUUUUCCGCCCAUGGAAGACAUGUCAAGGACUGGGCGCUACAUAUCCGCUUCGCUACGUCAGCGGACGCCGGAUACUACGAGUGUCAAGUCCCCACACAUCCACCUACGAGUAUAUUUUUUAAGUUAGUUCUUGUUGCGGCCUACGCGGAGAUCGUUGGUGAAUCUGAAAAGAUCAUCCACGAAGGGUCGAUGCUAAAGCUAGUGUGCUUCGUUAAGAGGUCUACAGAACCACCUUCCUACGUGUUCUGGUACUUUGAAAAUCGGAUGAUUAACUAUGAUCUUAAUGGUGUCAGCGUCCACAAUGGCCGGGAAACCAGCGAACUGAUUAUUGGCAAAGCGGAACCGCGGCAUUCCGGCAAUUACACUUGUGUGCCGGCCAACGCUAGAGCCGCAUCUGUUACUGUUCAUGUUGUACAAAGCGAAACUCCAGCCGCAAUGCAGCAUGGCAAUAAUUUCUCUGUGAAAUCAACCCAAGUGCAUGUACUACUAAUUUUACUAUUACCGUUCAUGUAUAAAAUUUUAGGAUUUGGA